UGUGCAUAGGAAUCAAGCCAGAGCGCUCCCAGAGAGCAGCCGAUAUACGUCGCAUCGGGCCGUGUGUAUGCGACGCCGCGCGCGGUGCGGCUCUGGUUUUGGCGUUCUCUGGAAGCGGGGCGGAGAGUCGGAGCGUAACCGUGCCGAGGACGUGGCCCGCGCCGCUCGCCGGGCGCGAUCCGCAUAGGACUGGCUUCUCGCUGCCUUCAUGGCGCGGGACAUCGACGGCAGUGGAUUUGGACGAUCUCACACAUUCAGGCUGGAUCGCACGGCUUCGACGGCCAGCACGAGCUGCUGGGAACGGCUCAACAUGCCGAGCAUAUCGAAGACGCACCUGGUCAUCGGCUGCGUGGUGUUCUUCCUGGCCUGCAUGAUCAUCAUCCUGGUGGCGCUGGCCGUGACGAUAGCGACGCACCGAUACUUCUACUACAACGUGGCACCCGCGGGGUCGGCGGGAGGCACCGCCGGUGGCGGCGGCCCCGACGGAGGAGGUCCUGGGCCCUCCGAGCCGGACAUUGUCACGGACAUCCCUUGUCCCGUGCAGGCCAUCGAAGACUGCGAGAAGCACGGGUGCAAGGCGGUGCCGGAUCCAGAGCACGGCGCGGGCACUCGCUGCUUUCUGCGGGACGACGCGUUCGGAUACCGGUACCGGCACACGACGUACGGUGACCGGGAGGUGAACUACAGCCUCACCUACGACAUGACGUCACAGGGACCGUUCGCCGAUGACGUCAUCAACAACGUGCGCGUCCAGGCGGUAUACAUCACCGAGGACACGCUGAGGUUACGGAUUCACGACGAGGACAGAAAUCGUUACGAGGUACCCGUGCUGGACGACUCGCCGCUGAUGCGCAACCCUCCCGCUGUGGACAAGAGCCGCUUACGGUACCUGAUCGAGGCCAACGAGACGAGACGAGGACGCGCCAGGCUGAGGGUGCUACGUUCGGACAACUACGUCGUCAUGUUAGACUCGUGGCACCUGGUGAUGACCGAGCAGUUCCUGCAAGUGGUGCUGCCUUACAGCGGCGACCAGCUGUACGGAUUCGGAGAGAGUGGACACGAGCACAUCAACCUCGCAAUGGGAAGUGGCACGAUGUUUUCCAGGCGCGUCGGUAACUACAGCGCCAUGGACAACGCAAACCCGAAUUGGGAAAACUUUGCCGGUGUUCAUCCAUUCUUCAUGAACCCUAAAGGAGACGGAACAACAUGGGGAGUUCUCAUCCUCAACAGCAACGCGAUGGACUACACGGUGACGUCAGGCGGAAACAUCGCCAUUGCAACCACGGGUGGAAUCCUAGACCUUUACUUCUUCGUCGGCUCCACCCCCACUCAGGUGGUUCAACAAUACCAAAAGCUCGUAGGAAUUCCCUUCAUGCCACCGAUCUGGGCUCUGGGCUAUCAAUUGUGGAUGACAAAUUACACGUCUCUCAACGAAGUCAAGGGCGCCGUCACUGCACUCGACCAGGCGGGCGUGCCCAAGGACAUGAUCUGGCUGGACGUCUUUCAAGAUUCAAAGGCGUUCACGUUGAACUCCGCCUUCGGCGGUCUUCAGACGUACGCCCGGCAACUGGCGAGCGCGGGCAUUCAAGUAGGCCUGGUCACAAAUCCGGCCAUCCCUGCCGACAACGUAACUCGGUACGCCCCGUACACAACAGGUCUUGAAGACGACGUGUUCGUUAAGAAAGGGUCCGGAACAAGCGGUUCUGACCCUAACGCCGUGCUUUACGCGAAGGGGCUUCCAUCGGGACCUUCGGCAUUCCCAGAUUUCCUGAAAAACUCCACCAGGCAGUGGUGGAGGAACACCAUCCUGGACUACCAGGAAUCGACGGUUGACUUUGACGCGAUGUUCCUCAGAAUGAAUGAACCAGCCGAGUUCACCGGAUCUGCUUCCUGUCAACGAAACGACGUGUGGUGCCAAGUGUGUCCUCAGAGUCGGUGGGAGUACCCGCCGUAUGUGCCAGUUACCUACAGGACCGAGGAAGGGAACGCAACGCAGCUUCACAAUGGCACCCUCUGCAUGAACGCGGCGUUCGGCGAACGGCUACGCUACAGGCACUACGACGUCCACAGCAUCUACGGUUGGAGCCACAGCAUGGCAACGCAAUGGGCUCUGACCGAUCUGAUAGGCGACAGGACCCUCGUGAUUUCCGAAUCGACGUACCCUUCGAGUGGCCGGUUUGCCGGUCACUUCGUUGAGCUGCCAGACUUCGGAGAAUGGUCGGGCCUGAGAAAAGCCAUUGUGGCUGUCCUGGAAUUCAACAUGUUCGGCAUUCCUUAUGUUGGAGUGCCCCUAUGUUCGGGCACUAGCUCCACACUCUUGUGCCAGCGAUGGAUCGAAAUUGGCGCCUUCUUUCCAAUUGGCCUCGACUUCAGGAUGAAGCGAUCAAGUGCAGACACGCUUCCCAUGACGCCGACAGCCCUUGACGCCGUCUCUAUGAGAUACAGUCUACUGCCUGUUUUGUACACGCUGUUCUUCAGGGUCAGCCUCAGCGGCGGGGCGGUCGUGAGACCGCUGUUCUUCGAGUUUCCACUGGACAAAUCUACCUACACCCUGGACGAGCAAUUCAUGUGGGGUUCCUCCAUCCUAUUUUCUCCAAUUUUAGACGAGGAUGUUGCUACUCACUCCUACUACCUCCCGCCCGACGUCUGGUUCGACUUCACGUCGGGAUUACGAAAAGACGGAUCAAUAGAAAAGAUGAGCCGCAGCGUGACGGAGAACUCGACGCUACUUGUCCACGUGCGCGGAGGGCAAGUCCUCCCUGUUCAGCCUACGCUGAAAAACACGAUGGACAGAACAAAAGUUCCGUAUGACCUUUACGUUUAUCCCAAAGACGGAUUCGCCAGCGGCGAACUCUUUGUAGACGACGGCAUAUCUCAAGGCACCGUUGAAUCAAACCAGUAUGACCUCUUCAGUUUCAUUCUCGCCCAGAACCUCUUGCGCGUGUCGAUCAGCCAUUUCGGGAACGGGACGAGACAGAAUGCGACGGUCAGGAACAUUGUGUUCUUUGACGUCGACACUCCACCGUCGAGGGUGACGAUGAACAAGAACGGCGUUGCGCAGAACUCGGUAAUUCACGACUCUACCAAGAAGAGUCUGACAGUCACGGUGAACCUGCAGCUACGGUCGCUCAACAGUAUGGCUACAGGAGGCUGUCCUGCAACUCUACUGACGAAGUCGACGGUUCUAAUGAGUCCUAUCAGUGCCAUGCGCAGUUCAGCUGUCAAAGGGCUUGCGCGAGUUCGCGGAACGAAACAAAAUAGUUUGUUAAAAUACUACCGUGAUAGAAAUAUGGCGCCAUCCAACAUGAAAAAAAGUUCCAUUUCCACCUGGAUUAUGGCACCUUUCCAGCUGGAAAUAUUUCCGGUUCGUCAUUUCAGCCAUAUAACACUACACUUCAGCUCGAAGUCGAUGAUUGUCCAGCGGGAAUAUGGCUGA
Rhipicephalus sanguineus (brown dog tick) is the source of this 3436-nucleotide messenger RNA. RefSeq names its product probable maltase-glucoamylase 2. Lineage: Eukaryota; Metazoa; Arthropoda; Arachnida; Ixodida; Ixodidae. Gene Ontology annotation, biological process: carbohydrate metabolic process. Bases 209 to 3436 code for a protein of 1075 amino acids. The transcript has 24 exons. The record is from RefSeq and is a predicted model, not a curated record. Gene Ontology annotation, molecular function: carbohydrate binding; alpha-1,4-glucosidase activity.